UCCGGGCAGGGCCCCCGCCCCCGCCAUGGAGAGCGGGACGCCGCUGUCGGGCGGGCAGCGAGCGCUGAUCCGGGAGAGCUGGCGGCGGGUGAGCGGCAGCCCCGUGCAGCACGGCCUCGUCCUCUUCACCAGGCUGUUUGACUUGGAUCCUGACCUGCUGCCCCUUUUCCAGUACAACUGCAAGCAGUUUGCCAGCCCUCAGGAGUGCCUCUCUGCCCCUGAGUUCCUGGAUCACAUCAGGAAGGUGAUGCUGGUGAUUGAUGCUGCUGUGAGCCACCUGGAGAACUUGUCCUGCCUGGAAGAGUAUCUCUGCAACCUUGGCAAGAAGCACCAGGCAGUUGGUGUGAAGGCUGAGUCUUUCUCGACUGUCGGCGAGUCCUUGCUGUACAUGCUGGAGAAAUGCCUUGGUGCUGCCUUCAGCCCAGAGGUGCAGGAAGCUUGGAGCAAACUCUACAAUUCUGUGGUGAAAGCCAUGCAACGUGGCUGGGAGACCCUCCCAGAAGGGGACUAGAUCCUGCCAGCCAUCCCUAUCCCUGACGUGCAGCGGUCCUGAGCACGGGGAGUCUCACGCCACGCUCGCUGCCUCUCCCCAUCUCUGUCCUUGUGUGUGCACCGGCCCAUGGCUGCCUCUGCCACUCACCGCGUGCUGUGGGGCUCUCACAUGGUUCCACCCAGCUCUGCCUUUGCUAAGGGCUGGCAGGGCAUGUCCCUGCAGUGGAGCCUGGCAGUGCCACAGCACAGGUAUGCCACCCUGCCCCAGGUUCCUUCAGGAACGUCAACACCCAUGUACCUACUCUGGGAUUUAGCUUGCUCAUCUUCCCUCCUCUUGCUACCCACCCUAGGUAGGUGACAGCUGGCAUAGGCCUCUUGGGCUUACUUGCCCCAAGUCCUGUUUUCUGUGCUUUACCUGCCAGGUCUGACACUGCUCAGUCCUGUGCUGCUGUACCUGGUUUGGCUGUGGCAGUGACAGAUUUGGCUCCAUCCAGGUCGAAAGGCAGCAAGAGAGCAAGGCUGGUCACACCCUGUGGCUUUCCUCAAACCUUGCAGAGAGUUUUCCCCCUCUCCCUUCAUCAAUAUAUCAUUACCAGAUGGUAAAUCCUGGUGCUUUCUUCUGCCUUGCCUCUGACCUGGAUGGGAUCCCUGGCUUUUCCCUGUGUCAUGUUGGCCACAACCCAGUAGGUUUCCUAGGGAUGCUUCAGGCAGUGGUGUCACUUUAAUCCCAAGGUGAGACUACUUUUGGCAGGGUUGGGCUGCCAGCUGAAAGGCUUUGUGUUGAUUUGGCCAGCUGGUUUAACCUUCGAGCCAUUUGAAAUGCAGCAGCACAGCAGCAACAGUAGCAAUGUCUGUUUACUGCUCUGUGUAAAAGAAAAUAAAGUAAAUCCAAGGAAAAGAUGUCUUAAAAUAAAAAUGAAGGUUGCAAUUGUGUCAUAGCAACAGCUUCCAGAAAUUGUGGCUCUUGGCCAGAGGAAGCGUAGCUGGAAUCUUUCUGCUGAUGCUGUCAGGUCUGGAGCACUGCCCAGCUGCUCUCAGUGCCCAUCUGCAGAGCUCCUUGCCCUCACAGGAGCAAGGAGAUAGCAUCUGCUAGAAGAAAUCCCAGAAAACUGCUGAGAGGCAGCACCUGAGGACUCUUUGAAGAGGCUGAACUUGAGUACUUUGAGGAAGAGUUCAUCUUUAUGGGGAAGUCACUGUGAAACAAGCAGAACCAUGUUUCUAGCCACCACUAGCCCCACAACAAGGACAUGGAAAAAUUAUUCGGUUACAGGCAGCACCCUUUUUUUGCCUCUUCUUCAGGACAGGAGGAGCCUAAUGUUGAGGUCUGAGAUGGUCCUGUUCUGAGGACACAUUCCUCCUGUUGGCAGAUGUCCUCCACUCUGGGGCAGGAGAAGGUUGCCUGCUCAACAUAACUGAGGACUCCUCAGCCUGAGCCAUGGAGGGGAUGAUGAGGUGCCCUGUGAGAUGGGUCUCUAGUGCCCUGCCACCAGGCCUGAUGGGCUUCCAGCAAGCAAAGGAACCCCUCCAGACUGUAUUAGGGAGGCAAGCUAACAGGUUUUGUGAAACAGGCAGUGAACAUCCCCACGUUCCUUGUCCUCCUCAUGGUACCAUGUUCUGCCUCAGCAGCCCUGCAGUGCCGUGGUGUGAAUCCUGGCCCAUGGCUCUCUCCAUCAGCUGGGUCAGGUGAAGUCUGCACCCAGCGGUGAGGGAUGGGAGAGCUGGGGUGAGACACUAGCUUUGAUGGCAUGGUAUGGGGCAGGAGGGUUUGGGAAUGGGGAUGUCCUCUUUGCAACACUGUUACGGGGCAUCGCCCUUCAGCAUCCUGGGAGCGGGACACCUUCUGGCUCCAUGUGACAAGUAGGCAGCUGUGUGAUGGGUGGGGUGUGGGUGUUACUGCCCAAACCAUCCCUGCUCCCUCUAGCUUUCCCAGCUCCUUGACUUCUGCUCUUCUGUGCCACGUUUUGUGUAACUCCCAAGAGAACUGAAGUAGUCUGUGUGCCUCUUAUACCCAGCUGUACUGUUUAUUAAAAAACAACAGUGAGUCUUA
Hirundo rustica (Barn swallow) is the source of this 2539-nucleotide messenger RNA. RefSeq names its product neuroglobin (gene NGB). NCBI's taxonomy places the organism in Eukaryota, Metazoa, Chordata, Aves, Passeriformes, Hirundinidae. Gene Ontology annotation, molecular function: oxygen binding; heme binding. The transcript is spliced from 4 exons. The record is from RefSeq and is a predicted model, not a curated record. Bases 26 to 511 code for a protein of 161 amino acids.